Messenger RNA from Phascolarctos cinereus (koala), 1650 nucleotides. It is a transcript of the gene BCDIN3D, whose product is annotated as BCDIN3 domain containing RNA methyltransferase. Gene Ontology annotation, molecular function: RNA methyltransferase activity; O-methyltransferase activity. NCBI's taxonomy places the organism in Eukaryota, Metazoa, Chordata, Mammalia, Diprotodontia, Phascolarctidae. Gene Ontology annotation, biological process: negative regulation of pre-miRNA processing. Gene Ontology annotation, cellular component: cytoplasm. The record is from RefSeq and is a predicted model, not a curated record.
UUUCCAUUAUGCAAUCGCUCUAGCUUUAGCUGGAAGGAGGGCACGCACAAGAAUAUACGCUUGCGCAGCCCGGAACUAAAGUGCCCUGGUCCAACAGUUCCACGCUUUCCGGUUUCCCGGGGAUCCAACCGUUGUGGACUCAAGCCAAUGGCGGCGCCCAUCUUGCCGGUGGCGGAGGCCGCCACCGAUGAGGAGGCGGGGACACCCAAACCAAGGUUCUUGGAGCCCGGAGCCGCCCCGUACGGAAACUUCCCCAGUUACUCCCGCUUCCACCCUCCCGAGCAGCGGCUUCGCCUCCUGCCCGCGGCACUGCUGCGGCGGCUGUUUCCCCCGGGAGGCCCCGAUCCUCGGCCGCUGCUGGCGCUCGAUGUGGGCUGUAACUCCGGGGAGCUGAGUAUUGCUCUAUACAGACACUUCCUCUCGCUUGAAGAGGGAGAGAUCUGUCCGCUUUCCACUAAAGACCUCCGCUUCCUUUGCUGUGACAUUGACCCUGUCCUGGUGGAUCGAGCUGAGAAGGACUGCCCCUUCCCUGCAACUAUGUCCUUUGUUACCUUGGACAUCAUGGAUCCCCAGACCCGGGAGCCCCUUUUGAGUUCCUUCCUGAACCAGUUUGGCCGCUCAGCCUUUGAUAUAGUCUUCUGUAUGUCCAUCACCAUGUGGAUCCAUCUGAACCAUGGGGACAAUGGCCUACUUGCAUUCCUGGCCCAUCUUGCCUCUCGCUCCCGCUACCUCCUGGUUGAACCACAGCCUUGGAAGUGUUACCGGGCGGCUGCCAGGCGCCUUCGAAAGCUAGGCCGCCAUGAUUUUGACCACUUUCGUUCUCUUGCCAUUCGUGGUGACAUGGCUAACUGUGUCAUUCAGAUUCUUACCAAUGACUGUGGCAUGGAGCUGGUGUGCUCCUUUGGCAGCACUAGCUGGGACCGAAGUCUCUUGCUCUUCAGGGCAAACCAGCCAUCAGAGCCUAUGUCAUCCCUGUAACCAAGAUGAAACAUAAUGAACAGAGUAGAUUGAUAACGUUGAAGCAACAAGAUGAGAGGGAUGGAGAAGCAGAUUGAGAGAAACGAAAAGAAUAGUGACCUGGCCAUGGAGAUUUCUGCAUUCAUCCUCUCCUUGACUGUUAACAAGGUAGCAUCAAAACCCAAUAGAAAUUAUUGGAUGAAUGGUCAAGAUAAAUGGUACUUGUUCCCUAUUGCUUGGGGACAGCUCAGUAAAGCCGUGGGAUUUCUGAUGUAGAAUACAGAGAUGUCCAUUGUAAGUUUGGAGAUGAUGCAGAGGCUGUUUCAGGGGUUUCUUCUUAGGACGAUGAGCUGGAACCUGGCCAACCCUAAAAUGAAUUGAUCAUAUUUGUCUUUGGUCUAGUUUCUUGAGGGGGAGAGGGUGUUCCUCUGGACUGGAAAAAGACUAGCUGUUUUCACAUUAUAUUCCUAGGUAUUAUGCUAAAACCACAUAAUCUGGAAGGAGAACUUACUGACCUGGGUAAAAUAAAGGAUUAUGGAAAAGCCAUCUUAUCUCUGUCGAAAAGGGCAGGUCUAAAAAAUGCAAAGACUUAGAGUAAGCCACACAAAUGCAGUUGGAUGUGUAUGCCCAGACAGGACCAAUAAACAUAGGUUACAAAAUCAACAUGUAAAUCAGUAAAAAUAAUGUAUUUUG